UUUCAAUUUUGUUUCUUUAUUUCACUUCCAGACUUUUAUUCAACCGAGAGCUAGAGUUCCCAUUCCCACUCUUUUCUCAGGGGUGGAGAUUCCAUUGGCGUAGAUCAGCCACAGAUGAUCGGAUUUUCAGCGCCGCGACCAGAGUACUCCGCAGAUUCAUUGAACAUCGUUCAGUCCUUGCAUCUGUUCAUCAUUCGUCCGACAUCCACAGGAACGAGCGCUGGGAUAUUGCGACCGCAGAGUAGAGACCGGUGCAGACCUCGUCUCCGGCGAGCAAACAUGGCGACUCUCUUUUCCUCAUACCUGCGUUGGGGGGAAACUUGGAGGAAAAAACAGCAUCUUGGGAGGCAACCAUAUGCAAUGAUGUCCAAGGCACAUAAAUCGAAAAAAGCACAUGAAGGUGAUAAUAAGACCGAGAAGAUCAGUGAUGAAAAGAAGACAAGAGAGCCAAAUCCCAAUAAAGAUGACAAGCUACUAUGUGUUAAGAUGCAUAAAAGGAAGAAAUGAUAAAAACCAAAGCUAAACAAUAAUAUAUUGAUAGUUGUAAUAAAUUGAAUUAUAUAUUUAUUGUGAAAGUUAUAUAUGAUAUAAUUGUUGCUUCUUGUUGUAACAUGUUGCUUUUUGUUGCAUCGUGUUGCUUGUUGUUGCAUCGUGUUGCUUGUUGUUGCAUCGUGUUGCUUGUUGUUGCAUCGUGUUAUUUUAUGUUGCAUCGUGUUGUUUAUUGUUAUUUUGAAUUUGAUGUUACUUGUUUAUUUAA
This is a messenger RNA of Cuscuta epithymum, 757 nucleotides long. The record is from the annotation of a GenBank genome assembly. NCBI's taxonomy places the organism in Eukaryota, Viridiplantae, Streptophyta, Magnoliopsida, Solanales, Convolvulaceae.